Messenger RNA from Electrophorus electricus (electric eel), 3798 nucleotides. It is a transcript of the gene slc34a1a, whose product is annotated as solute carrier family 34 member 1a. NCBI's taxonomy places the organism in Eukaryota, Metazoa, Chordata, Actinopteri, Gymnotiformes, Gymnotidae. Gene Ontology annotation, biological process: intracellular phosphate ion homeostasis; sodium-dependent phosphate transport. The record is from RefSeq and is a predicted model, not a curated record. Gene Ontology annotation, cellular component: vesicle; brush border; apical plasma membrane. Gene Ontology annotation, molecular function: sodium:phosphate symporter activity.
CCUGAACACGUCUCAUCUGGACCAGUGACAACUAAGCUCCAGCCUCUUAAUAAGACAUAUGUGCCAUUUUGGAGGGGGGCUGUGGGUCUCCUCAGUGCUUUGUGAGUGGUGCUGUGUGCGCAAGGGCACAGGGCCCCCGCCAUAUUGCAAAGAGGAGCCCAGACCACAUGCUCAACACGGAGACGACUCCAACCCCCCACCCCCCAAACCCGCCCGUGAGCAUCCUCUGUAACACAGAAGAAACCAUGUCUUCACGGCCAAUCACAAUCAUUUCGACUAAUGCAACACCAGUGAGCAGCUAUACUGUGACAGAUCUUCAUGGUGCCAGAGGGUGCCAGUGCGUGGAGUCUGAGCCAGGACUGUGUGGGGAGGCACACCUCGGCCCCACAAAGGACCACAGCAGCAGCUGCUGCUGCAGUGCCAGCCAUGCUGGCCCUCUGUCCCACACACCCUGGCUAGGAGGAAGACUGCCCAAAGUCCAAGUGCCCGGCGAGGCUCCCAGAGGGGAGAGUGAGAGAAGGAACGCUCUUCUGAUCGGCACGCUGAAGAUCCCGCUCCUCUUCUUCCUCCUCUAUAGCUUCGUCUGCUCUCUGGACACCCUGAGCUCCUCGUUCCAGCUGGCUGGAGGUAAGGUGGCAGGAGGCAUUUUCCAGGACAACGCAAUCCUGUGUAACCCUGUGGCGGGGCUGGUGGUUGGCAUUCUGGUCACGGUGUUGGUGCAGAGCUCCAGUACCUCCACAUCGAUCAUCGUCAGCCUUGUUUCCUCUGGCCUGUUAGAAGUGAAGUCUGCAGUCCCUAUAAUCAUGGGCUCCAACAUUGGCACAUCCGUCACCAACACCAUUGUUGCUUUGAUGCAAGCCGGCGAGAGGAGUGAAUUCAAACGGGCAUUUGCAGGUGCUACAAUCCAUGACUGCUUCAACUGGCUUUCUGUCCUGGUGCUGCUCCCCCUAGAGGUGGCCUCGGGAAUACUCAGCAUCCUGGCACGAGCCACCAUUAACAGCUUUCAUCUUCAGAGUGGCGAGGAGGCGCCCGAGCUGCUGAAGGUCAUCACCGAGCCCGUCACUAAGCUCAUCAUACAGCUGGAUAAGUCUGUCAUAACGGGCAUCGCCUUGAAAGAGGAGAACGUGAAGAACCGCAGCCUUAUCAAAGUGUGGUGCGGAAGCAAUCUUCUCACGCCAUCAUGGAAUUCAUCAGUAGCUCAUUCUCCGAACUGUUCCUCCCUGAUGCACUGUGGGAAGGAUGGCAACCUCACCUCAUCAGUUAACGCAGAAAGAUGUUGGCAUCUGUUUGCCAACACUGACCUCUCCGACUUGUCCGUGGGUCUGAUCUUGCUCACUGGCUCCCUGGUAGUGCUCUGCUCCUGUCUCAUCUUCAUCGUCAAGGUCCUAAACUCAGUCCUUAAAGGUCAAGUGGCAAGGGUCAUCCAAGGGGUCAUCAACACAGAUUUUCCAUACCCCUUUGGCUGGCUGGCAGGAUAUCUGGCCAUGUUUGUUGGUGCAGGAAUGACAUUUCUAGUGCAGAGUAGUUCAGUCUUCACCUCUGCAAUGACGCCUCUUAUUGGGAUCGGUGUGAUCAGUCUAGAAAGAGCAUACCCUUUGACCCUGGGUUCCAACAUCGGUACAACAACCACGGCGAUCCUAGCGGCACUAGCCAGCCCAGGAGACAAACUGCCUGCAGCUUUUCAGAUCGCACUGUGUCACUUUUUCUUCAACACCUUUGGGAUCUUGCUGUGGUACCCACUGCCCUUCAGCCGCCUGCCCAUACGCAUGGCGUCCGCUCUGGGCGAGCGCACGGCUAAGUACCGCUGGUUUGCCGUGCUCUACUUGCUGCUCUGCUUCCUGCUUCUGCCCUCGCUCGUAUUUGGCUUGUCGCUGGCUGGCUGGCAGGCCAUGGUGGGUGUGGGUGCCCCCUUCGCUAGCGUCGCUACCUUCAUUGUCCUGGUGAACGUGCUGCAGUCACACAGCCCGGCCCACCUGCCCAAGCGUCUGCGCAGCUGGGACUUCCUGCCGCCCUGGAUGCGCUCUCUCAAGCCCAUGGACAAGCUCAUCACCAAGGCAACGGCCAUGUGUUGUAGCUCCGCCCGGUCUGCUGCCGCUGCAGACCCAGAGGCCCCUAGCAGCCUCGACACGGCCAACGUAGCAUCUGUGCCAUCUCAGAAGAAAACCUGGCUGGCAUAUGACAACCCAGUGCAGUCGUGUCAGGAGGAGUCACCUCCACAACCAUUGGUGUUCAAACUGAAGGGACUGGAACGAUGCAACAGCACACCUCUGUAGAAGUGAAAUGACCAAUCACAGACCAUUUGUUUUAUAAGAGUUCAAUUUGAUUGGCUCUCAGUUUGAAACGUUAUGAUUAGAGCCAGUCUGCUGCUGGCAGAAUAAAGCACCUUUCACACUACACAGCCUUCAACAUUUUCAUACCCAUGCAUGUACCUAGGGGGAAAUCUGAGGGUUGUGUGGACAUCCCCUAUUGUGCUUUUGGCAUGCAAGAACACCAAAGCAAAUGAUACUCUGUUAUGGUUUGUGUGUGCUGGAAUUUGUAGAUUUUGUAAGGUUAAAAAACAGUCAGUCUUUGGGCUGUUUAUUUUGAAACAUAUAUUGCUGGAUGUCUUUUACAGCUGUUACAGAAAGCUAGGUGCUGUCCAAACACUGCACCAGUGAGAGCUAACGCCGAUCGGUACAGUGUCACCACUAACAACCUUGUCCGACUGACUGUGUGUUACUAAGCUUGGCCUGCUUGAAGAACAACUAACUGGAAGAUACCUGUAGCUUAAAACAAUACUUGAAAACAUCGUCUUGAAAACAUUUAAUACAACAUAAAAGUUGUAUUAAAAAAAGUAGCAGUUACAUUCCAAGGCAACAGCCAAGGCAACAGCCAUGAAAGAUGACAAGGCUUAGAAACACAAACACGUUUCAUGUUUCUUUUUGUUGGUCGGGGUCUAGCCUUGGCCCUUCUGCAGCUGUUCCUCAUUACACUUCCUUUGAAUUUUGCUAUUUUAAUGAAAUCUUAUGCAGUGCUAUUGAGAAGCUAAUGCAACCUCAACUUUCAUAUGAAACUCUGAUUAAGUGAUGUAUGAUAUUUGUAAUAUAGUAAAAUAUGUAUGGCAUUUGUAAUAGAACACAUUUAACAAAUCUCUUUAAAAAUGGCAAACAUCAAUAGUAUUUUGUAAAUAGUAUCAUUUAUAAUGUGUGUGUGUGUGUGUGUGUGUGUGCGUGUGUGUUUACACGCUUGCUCUCUGGUGGAGUGGUUUUGUUAUGCAGAAACUCUUAACACUCCAGAUCACACUCCAACCCCUUCACACACAGGUGAAAUUUUUCCCAUCCCACAGGAAGGGAUGAAGACUGCUCUAAGCAGAUGGGUUUCUGAAAUUACCUCUAGACAAGCAUGUCACCAUUCAGCUGCCUGAAUGACUGAGAACACAGGCACUGGAAAGUUAAAUAACCAAUUUGUUACUGUCAAAAGAAUUAGAAUGAUGCAGAUGGGCAUCUUUCCACAUCACUUGGCUUGCAAUCAAUAAAUGCAUAAUCAAUGUCUCUCUCUCGCUCACACACACACACACACACACACACAAAAUUGUAGCAAUAUUGUUCAUGUGUAUUAUUGUAAUUUAUGAUCUCUGAUCUCUGGUCUUGGCAAUAGAUAAAAUGGGUUAAAAAAAAGAAAUCAAGGUAACUGUUUUUGUUUUUUUUUUAAAGCAGCUCAGACUGACUUUGCACUUUAUUAUAGCAAAAGGAUUUGUAAUUGUGAAAGAGAAAAAUGUACAAAUGCCAGUGAUAUUUUAUGUAUAAUUAAAAUGAGAAC